UUUAAAGGGGAACAUGUGAGCAGGGAAUGGAAAUCGGAGAGAGAGAUAUAUCAGUAGAGAGAGACGCAGGAGGGGCGCUAUACAGGGAAGUAACCAGGACUACCUUGGGCGGCUUUCAGUAACACGCCGAUUCCUGAAGACGUUCGCGCAGGAGCGAUAUAGGAGGAAACCUUACCAAAGAUGAACACGAUAGUUUUCAGCAAAUUAAGCAACCAAGUCCUUAUCGAAGAAAAUGCGAAAGAGGUGGAAAGGAGCAGUAUAAACUAUUUAGAAGUGCUUGAUCGGCAGCAUCCAGAUAUUCUGUCAAGCAACCAGCCAAUCAAAGAGAGCUCUCCAAUCAGGCAUAGGAAGCCCGGGUCUCGGCAGAGCGGUGGUAAGGUUCGGCACAAGCGGCAGGCUCUCCAGGACAUGGCCAGGCCACUGAAGCAGUGGCUGUACAAGCACAGGGACAACCCCUACCCCACCAAAACCGAGAAGAUCCUGCUGGCCCUCGGCUCACAGAUGACCCUGGUUCAGGUGUCCAACUGGUUCGCCAACGCCAGGCGGAGGCUGAAGAACACGGUGCGUCAGCCGGACCUGAGCUGGGCCCUGAGGAUCAAGCUGUACAACAAGUACGUCCAGGGGAACGCGGAGAGGCUCAGCGUCAGCAGCGACGACUCCUGUUCAGAAGAGGUGGAGAACCCCCUGCGCCCCGAGGCGGGACCCGCAGAAUUCAGCAAGCCCAUGUACCAGAGCGUGAUCCGAAAGGAGGGCGUGGUCAUCGGGGCGGGGCUGCGGGCCGACGCCUCCCUGGGCGAGGACUACGCCUGUUCCCCGCCGCCCAAGUACAAGAGCAACCUGCUGCACCGGUACCUCAACGACUCGCUGCGCCACGUCAUGGCGGCCAACGGCGUCACGGACUCGCGCAAGCGCAACCACUCCGGGUCCUUCAGCUCCAACGAGUACGACGAGGAGCUCCUCUCGCCCUCGUCCUCGGAGACCGAGGCCAACUUCGUCUACCGCGCCGAGACUGUGGACCACGGAUCAAGAAAAUGUGACAUCUCGCAGAAGGAAAAGGGGCGGGGCAAGGACGAGACGUACUGGAAGGAGAUCAACGCGGCCAUGGCCUUGACCAACCUCGCCCAGGGAAAGGACGGCGAGUCGGGGACCACCAGCUGCAUCAUCCAGAAGUCCUCCCAUAUAUCAGAAAUAAAGACCGUCAAAGUGCCCCUGGCGCAGAAGUAUUAGCUCGUAUCUCUGCGACCGUCACAACAUUCCUUUUGGAGCCUUUCAGCAUCUUAACAUUUUUUUUUUUUCUUUUUUCUGGAUUGUUUGGCAAAACAUUUCUUUUUCUCAAGCGCUCUCUCUCUCUUUUUUUUACCCACGCAUUGAGAAACUAUUGGUUUUUGUAAUAACUAUUAAUGUUAUAAUUGCAUUAUGCUGAAUGAAGACACUUUUUUUUAUAAUGUUAACUUAUUUGAUAAAUCAGACAUUUUUUUCUAAUCUGAAAAUUGUAUUUUUCUUUACCGACGUGCCUUUUCACCUGAGAAGUACAGUCCAUGACUGAGACAUAACUGUUGUUUGAAGUUAUAUUUCUAAAAAAAAUGAUUUCAGUAUUACUUUUUUCAAUUUUCUGACACUAUUUUUGAAAGACUCUUGGAGCUGCAGUUCCUAAAGACCCAGGCAAUUCACCGAAGCAGUACUGAAGCCUCAAACGUCACCCCGGUUCAUGUGAGGCCUGUGGCUGUUUUCUUAUUUUCACUGAAUAUCCAACAUUAUCUCCAACAUCAAUUCAUCUCUGAAGUAAAAUAUUUUUUAAAAAUUGUCUCAGACACAAGAAAAAGAACAACACUGCCGUAAAUUUGUUGUUGAAAGGAAAGACCUCUUUCAGAACAGGUGAGGACCUCUGAACCACUGUAAUUUUGUCCGCUGGAGUGUUACUCAUUUUCGAAUGAGGUAUUGCCCAAGCUUGUUAUUCGGCACAUGGGUUGUGCCUUAU
Messenger RNA from Anguilla anguilla (European eel), 1978 nucleotides. Its product is annotated as homeobox protein Mohawk-like. Gene Ontology annotation, cellular component: nucleus. Lineage: Eukaryota; Metazoa; Chordata; Actinopteri; Anguilliformes; Anguillidae. Bases 181 to 1227 code for a protein of 348 amino acids. Gene Ontology annotation, biological process: muscle organ development; regulation of transcription by RNA polymerase II; cell development. Gene Ontology annotation, molecular function: RNA polymerase II cis-regulatory region sequence-specific DNA binding; DNA-binding transcription factor activity, RNA polymerase II-specific. The transcript is spliced from 7 exons. The record is from RefSeq and is a predicted model, not a curated record.